AGGAGGCGAGGCUUUACGAAUGGGAGAAAACAUACGUAGUGCUUGUGGGCGAGGAAGAAGAAGAGGAACAGGAGAACGAGGUACCGGGAAAGGCAGAAGGAGGCAAGGAGACGAUGGGACAAGAAUCGGCGCUGCUCCACCAAGCCUUCAAGAACACGCACUUCAUCCUCUACCUCGUCCCUCGCCACGCAUCGCCUACACACCUCGCCGACCCUCCAGGCCUCGCUACUACGAAGGGUACACGAACAGGAGCGGAACGUGGCGUCAAGGUAUACACGCGUUGCAUCUACUGCGCCGCCGGUGGAGCGUCUCUUCGUCUUCUGUAUACAUGGAAACCGUCGCAAACUGAUCAGCUCUCCACUUCCUUCUUUCCUGGGCCCCUUCGAAGUCUGCAGGGCCACCGUCUGCGCAUCGUGUCCAUGGAGUGGUUCCCCUUCAUCGACUACAAGCGCCACACACCGGAGGGCGGCGCAGUGGUCACCCCGCGGGACUCACUCGACUACCGAAUGCUCAAGGAGAUCUCCAAGCGACUGAAUUUUACUUACGAGAUGCGAGCGCCUUGGGAUAACCAGUGGGGGACAUCGACUUCAAGCGGGAACUGGACGGGUGUGGUGGGGACGCUGCAGCACCAGAAGGCAGACUUUUCCAUGAUGCUCUCCUACAUGCCGACGCGCCUCUCCAUCGUCCACUACUCCGGUAUCUACGCCUCGGAGCCCCUGGUGAUGGUGACUUCGAAGCCGCGGCCGCUCUCCCAGGCGUCUGCACUUAUCCGGCCGUUCUCUGUCGAGGUGUGGGUGGUGACGUUGGUGUCGGCGGUGGCUUCGGGCGUCGUGCUAUGGGGGCUGCAGCGGGUGUGGGCGUGGGCUGCGGGCUGCGAGGGGCUGGAGCUGAGCAGAGCCAUGAUGACCACUUGGGGCAUCCUGCUUGAAGACCCGCCCAUCAAGCUCCCCUCCAAUAUGACCGGUCAGAUGGUGGUGGGGUGGUGGUGGGUGUACUGCAUGCUGCUGACCAUCGUGUACCGCUCCUCCCUCAUCGCCCACCUCACCGUGCCCGGACAGUCGCCAACGUUGGAGAGCCUCGCCGACCUGCUGAAAGCCAAUCGCCGUGAGCGUUGGACGUGGGGUUACGAGCCCACGUACGGCAGCGGCUGGGAGUGGCUCAAGAUCAACGAGAACCCCACCGUCAGGACCGUCUUCAAGUCCCUGAUGGUGAGUGAGAGAAAGAGGAAAGUUGUUACGUUCUCACAUACAUUUACGAUGAACUCCUCCUCCUCCUACUUCUUCUACUCCUACUCCUACUCUUCCUCCUCCUACUAUUACUACUAUUACUAUUACUAUUGUUUAUAUCUCAUUCAUGCUCUUAUUCAUUUUCGAUCCUAUUCCCAUAGACUUAACACUCCUAACCCAAUGCUCCCCACGCCCACUAACACCCACCGCGCACUUCCAUCUCUCUCCCACACACGCCUGCAGGUGGUGGACCUCGACGAGCAGCUGGCACGGGUGAUUCGAGGCCGCCACGCCUUCAUCACCUGGAAGUAUUACAUCCGCUCGGUGGUGGCCGCGCGGUACAAGGGCGCCUCCCCACUCCACACGGCGAGGGAGGAGCUCUUCAACUACGGCGGCUAUGGCUGGGGCUUCAGGAGGGGCGCGCCGUUCCGAAGUCUGGUGGACGAUUUGCAGGGCCGCCUUGUGGAGUCCGGACUAGUGACCACGUGGCUUGACCAGCUGGUGGAGGCGGGGAUGACUGCACGCUUGCCGGAACCCGCCACGCCCACAUUGGACACCCAGCUGCUUCUGUCCCAACAGCAGGAAGGGGCGGCCCGGGUAAUCUUGGGCCUGGGUCACCUGCAGGGCAUCUUCUACCUACUCGGAUUCGGCCUCGCCCUCGCCUUCGCCACCUUCCUCGCCGAGCUGCUGCCAUUCUGCCGCCCCGAGGACACCCACAAACCUUUCCACCUUAAAUUCCGUUAAUCUCCACUUCUCAUACACACGCAAACAGACAAAUAUAAAAAAUACCCUCUCCUUUCCCGU
Messenger RNA from Eriocheir sinensis (Chinese mitten crab), 2030 nucleotides. RefSeq lists its product as uncharacterized. The transcript has 7 exons. Gene Ontology annotation, molecular function: glutamate-gated receptor activity. Bases 114 to 1970 code for a protein of 618 amino acids. NCBI's taxonomy places the organism in Eukaryota, Metazoa, Arthropoda, Malacostraca, Decapoda, Varunidae. Gene Ontology annotation, cellular component: membrane. The record is from RefSeq and is a predicted model, not a curated record.